Molecule: messenger RNA, 1966 nt
Organism: Carya illinoinensis
Lineage: Eukaryota; Viridiplantae; Streptophyta; Magnoliopsida; Fagales; Juglandaceae
Exons: 3
Coding region: 472-1686 (404 amino acids)
Source: RefSeq, a predicted model, not a curated record
AGGUACCCCGAUUUCUCGUUCGUUAAGAAAUUUUCGUAGAUUAUUCUUUUGUUCUUUCUUUAGUUUAGUUUUCGUAGCAGACUGACCCGGUGAUCGGAGAAGAAAUUAUUACCGGCGGAAAAUUGUUGCUUUGUCUAUUGAGACAGACUUUUGUAAAGAUGACGGUGGGUGUAGAAUGCGUAUGAAUUUUUGGUGUGAGUGGUGGCAUCGGAUUUUUCUCGUUCAUGUAUUGGUGUGAAUAUUUGGAAGUUAGGGAGGCACCUUUGGAUUAAGGUGCCGUUUCUUUGUUUAGAAUUUUCUUACUGUUAGGCUGCGAAUUUCAAAGCGAAUCCGAGUUUAUUGAGCUCUGAUAAAGAACCAGAACUUCAGAGCGGUGUUUUCAGUCUAGCAUUAUUAGGCGGUACUGAAAUACACAGAGCCAUAGAGCGUAACCUCUCUAGCGAUUGUUUCAACUUCACCAUACCUUUUCCGAUGAAGAUCCAACCUAUUGAUGUUGAUUCUCAAGCAGCAUGGAUGGAACCGGUUGUUCGAACGGAUACGGCCAAACCAGUGAUGAAAUCGCGAUUCAGGAGGCUUUUUGACCGGCAAUUCCCUAGCGUUCUGAAGAUUUCGUCUGGGGAGAAGCAAAUUGGUGGCGAGGCACAGUACAGCAACAAAGAUGGAGGAGGGGCAGAGUUCGACCCGAGCUCGGUUUGCUUGGCGGGGAUGGUGCAGAACUUCAUUGAGCAGGAGAGCACCGAGAAGCAAUCAUCAGCGGCGGCGAAGUUCGGCCGGAAUCGCUGCAAUUGCUUCAACGGCAACAGCAAUGACAGUUCCGACGACGAGCUUGACGUGUUCGCUUGUUUCGGCGGCGAGUCAAUCACUUCCGGAUCGUCCUUCGGCGGUGAUUUCUUUGAUAUACUCAAGACUCUAAUUCCUUGCUCUAGCAUUGCGGAGAGAAACCUCUUAGCAGACACGUCGAAGAUCGUCGAGAAGAACAGCAAAAUUCACAAAAGAAAAGACGAUCUGAAAAUCAUCGUCACUGACUCUCUCUCAACUCUCGGAUACGACUCCUCAAUUUGCAAAUCUAAAUGGGAAAAAUCAUCUUCUUACCCAGCCGGGGAAUACGAAUACAUAGAUGUAAUAGUCGAGGGGGAGAGAUUGUUGAUCGAUAUCGAUUUCCGAUCGGAGUUUGAGAUAGCUCGAUCAACAGGUGCAUACAAGGCGAUCCUGCAAUCCCUGCCAUACAUUUUUGUAGGGAAAUCAGAUCGGCUGGGUCAGAUCGCGUCGAUUGUGUCGGAGGCAGCGAGGCAGAGCCUGAAGAAGAAGGGGAUGCCUUUUCCGCCAUGGAGAAAGGGGGAGUACAUGCGGGCCAAGUGGCUCUCUACCUAUACCAGAACCACUCAGCCCCGAUCAUCCUCCACCCUUGGAGACACCGUUUCCGGGACCGACAACGAGGAAUCUUCCGUCAACACCGACAGCGAUGGGGGUGAGCUGAAACUGAUCUUCGGUGAGGAAGCAGCGCCGCCCGAUUCUAGCGCGGGCGCUUCGUUAUCAUCACACCCGUCGAGAAACUCCAGCGUGGACGAGGGCGAGAAAGAAGUGGCGGUAACCCCUUGGCAGCCACCGGCAGUAAAACCGAAGAGCUUUCAGAGAGGAGCAAAGAUGGUCACCGGAUUAGCCUCUCUUCUCAAGGAUAAACCCUAAAAGAAAUUUUGUAUUACCCUUAUAAAAAAAAUCAUAUAAAUAAUAUAUAAUCGCAAUUAGGAUACUGCUACAAUCUUUCUUCUUUUUUGGGGUUUUCCCCACUCUUUUUUGAUCAUGUAAGGAUGUAAGGUGCAGCAAAUCUAUGAUGUGUUGUAAUUAAAUACAAGCUUAUUUAAAAAUCCGUACAUGCUUAAGAAAAGAAGUGUAAACACCUGAGACUGGAAUCCGAUGAGAUUAUCCGCUGUUUUAAUAGAUAGUUUGUUCAUCGAUUGUCCAAAAA